Messenger RNA from Chaetomium strumarium, 861 nucleotides. RefSeq lists its product as uncharacterized. The record is from RefSeq and is a predicted model, not a curated record. The transcript is spliced from 7 exons. Gene Ontology annotation, cellular component: nucleus. Bases 1 to 564 code for a protein of 187 amino acids. Lineage: Eukaryota; Fungi; Ascomycota; Sordariomycetes; Sordariales; Chaetomiaceae.
AUGGAAUUGAAGGGGAAGAUCUUGUCUGGCCCCCACGACGUAGCCAUCCAAAUGGAGUCCGAAACGGCAGCAACCCACGAAGAAAUAUGGGACGACUCGGCGCUGGUUGAUUCAUGGAACCAAGCAUUAGAGGAGUACAAGAAAUAUCACAGCAUCCACGCCAAAGGCGGCAUAGUUGACGAUGUCUCAAAGGGCACACAUGAUGUGACUCGGCCGACUGCCAAGCCUGAAACACUUGUGGCGAGUGAGCCUAUCGCAGCCGACGAUGAGGAAGGCGAAGUAGAUGAGACAGUGCCCAUGGAUGAGAGCGAUGAAACAUCGCACCCGCCAAUCUCGGAUGCCCAGGGUUCCGUGGACGCGAAGAAGGCCGAUGGCAUUCAAGCCGGUGCUGCUGCUGCUGCUGCUGCGAUCGGGCCGCAGACGCUCUUGAGCUCUGUCCAGGACGAGGGACUCAAAAAGCUCCUGAUGUCGUGGUACUAUGCAGGUUAUUACACUGGCCUCUAUGAGGGAAGGCAGCAAGCGCUACAGGAGACAGAGCAAGCUCGGAAAGGUUCAGGUUCUUGACAGGGCAGCACUACACGGUAAGACGAUGAAGUAAUGUCCCACGAGUCCAACCAGCGGCUGUAAACUCUUUCAGAACUUAGUAAAGCACAAGCCAUGCUAGGGGUUUGGUUAACUAGAGCGCAGGAAACCGGACCAUUGUGCACAUCCAUGGAUGCUCUCCUUUGGUUAUCACGGUUAUUACCGACGAUGAGGUAUCCCGUACAAGUUGCAAUACACUACUAACCCCCCGGUUCAACUGGGCGGGUGAAAACCGGGGGUUGUAUUUAACCUUAAAUAAUGAAGCGAGUGUAAAAUUUC